Molecule: messenger RNA, 677 nt
Organism: Xenia sp. Carnegie-2017
Lineage: Eukaryota; Metazoa; Cnidaria; Anthozoa; Malacalcyonacea; Xeniidae
Product: histone H2A.V
Exons: 5
Coding region: 78-461 (127 amino acids)
Cellular component (GO): nucleosome
Molecular function (GO): DNA binding; structural constituent of chromatin; protein heterodimerization activity
Source: RefSeq, a predicted model, not a curated record
UUUUGACGCAAUCAUUCUUGUUGUUCGUUAAAUAGUUUCGCUUGACAUAUUACACAAGAUUACAAAUUCGAGGUAGCAUGGCCGGAGGUAAAGCAGGAAAAGACUCCAAAACAAAAGCCAAAGCCGUGUCGAGGUCUGCUCGCGCCGGUUUACAGUUCCCAGUUGGUCGUAUUCACAGACAUUUGAAGAACCGUACAACUAGCCAUGGCCGUGUUGGAGCCACUGCUGCUGUGUACAGCGCAGCAAUUUUAGAGUAUCUUACAGCUGAGGUGCUUGAGUUGGCUGGAAAUGCUUCAAAAGAUCUUAAGGUAAAACGUAUAACACCAAGGCAUUUACAGCUUGCUAUUCGAGGUGAUGAAGAACUUGAUUCUCUUAUUAAAGCAACAAUUGCUGGUGGAGGUGUUAUUCCUCAUAUUCACAAGAGUUUGAUUGGAAAGAAAGGAACACCUAAACCACAAUAGUUUUAUAGAUAAUGUUUAUGAUGAUUCCUUCAACCGUGUUCUCUCAUUCAUUCACUAUCACAUGAGAGGCAAAUGUACAUUGAAAAUAAGAACAUCUUGCUCUGCUAGCUUUUGUUAUUUAUAUUUGAAGUGUAUAUGUAUUCAGGAUGCCUCUUUUAAACUAACAAUGUACAGUUCAUAUCAUUUCUUGUAAUAUGUAAUAAAAUGACACAAAUA